Messenger RNA from Cucurbita moschata (crookneck pumpkin), 2851 nucleotides. RefSeq lists its product as uncharacterized. The coding region runs from base 175 to 2304 and encodes 709 amino acids. Lineage: Eukaryota; Viridiplantae; Streptophyta; Magnoliopsida; Cucurbitales; Cucurbitaceae. The transcript is spliced from 2 exons. The record is from RefSeq and is a predicted model, not a curated record.
GCAAAGAGAAUUUGGAAGUGGAAAUUCGUGUUCGUUCAAUGAAGGCCAACAACUGAGGGACCCCCCAAAAAAAAGCAGAGAGAAUUUCGCCGGGAUCGUAAUCGAAGACCAGGGUGAAAUCAAUCAGCGUGUGGAUUUUGAAUUUCAUUUUGGAAUUAAGGGGGUUCGUGGUCAAUGGUCCUCGACUCCCAACUUCAUAUUUCGUCAAUGGAAGGUGUAUCACCAGACCAGGAAUCCGUGGAUUCUGGAACGAAAAGGUCCAGUGUAUCAUCUGGAAGUAAGUCUAGAAACCGGAACGAGUUUCUUUACAAAUUCUUGGACAGUGAAAUCUUUACGGCCAAACUCGAGGAUUGGUUUGAAGAAGUGUUAGAGAAUUCUAAAACCAAAAAGUCUGUUUUCGAUGUUCCGUUUGAGUUGAUAGAUUUACAGAAGUUUGACUAUGCACUAGAAGGUAUUUCAUUUCAGCAGCUGGUUCGAAUGCCGAGUGCUAUUUGUGCUUCGGCCUCUGAUGGCGUGGAAGCAACUGCUUAUCUUGCUGUUGAGGAUUUUCUUCAUGCAUGUGUGAAAGGUUUGUGGGAGGCAUUUUGGGGGAGUCAAGAUCAGUCCCUGCCUUUCACUGUUGCUUGUUUGUACAGGGAUAAUUUAAAAUUUUACCAUGCUGAGAAGGCCAUUGCUACAGGGAAGCUGGAAGGUCUUUCGGCCACUGGCAUACUGUUGAAGAACCCUCGACAUCCCCAUGGGAAGUGGGGCCAAAUUCUUACGCUUGCUGUACUGAGUCCUGAUAUCGGAAACCUCGCUGUGGACCAUGAGAGUUAUCCUUCUUCAUCUGUCUUUGGCAAGGCCCUUUUUUAUGCUAUCCGCAUGCUGUUGUCAAGAAGCUCGAACAAAUCGAACUAUUCACCGAGUUUAAACUCCGUUUUUGUUCUUCUUGUCGAUUCACAGUAUGGAGGAGUAAUAAAAGUUGAAGGAGAUUUAAGUAGAUUGGAGUGCGAUCCGAAUAAUGCGUAUGAAUGUGCUGCUGAAUGGAUAAAACGAUAUGCUACAAUAUCAGUUUCUCAAAUUGAUAGGAUCUGGAAUGAGCUUGGAAAUGCAAACUGGGGAAAUAUUGGGGCCUUACAAAUACUUUUUGCAACCUUCCAUUGUAUAAUGCAAUUUGCUGGAGUUCCGACGCACUCAAUUGAGGAUCUAGCUGCCGAGCAUAGUUCUCGUUUGCAAACGAGAAGAGCAGAGAGGCAGUUGGGCGAUGUCAGAUCAAAUGGGAAUGGUAUGUUUAGGUUCCAACGGCGAAGUGUUUCCCCUGAAAUUGUUGAAGUUCAGGAAGAUUCGAUCAAAGUUAAGUCGGAAGAGAUAGUAAAGUUGGAAGUAGGAUCCGUGUUGUGGUUGGAGGAUUCGAACUGGCAAAAGGGUUAUCAGAUUAAUGAACUCCUGACUUCUGGUGAGCUUCAAUUUUAUAUUGCUUCUCCUGUUGAAGAACCCGGAAAGAGUCUGUUUCUUUACGUCGGAUCUCGAAUUUCCCAGCUUGAAGCAUGGGAAGAUAUGAACUGGUGGUAUCAAGUACAGAGGCAGACCAGGGUGUUGACUGUAAUGAAACAGAAAGGUCUAUCUAGCAAGUAUCUACCACAACUGAGUGCAUCUGGGAGGAUCAUUCAUCCCGGUCGGUGUCAUAGACCCAGCUCGGGUCAGAACUGCGACCACCCAUGGUGUGGCACGCCUAUUCUUGUGACCAGCCCAGUUGGUGAAACUGUAGCAGACAUGGUAAAUGGUGGUAGAUUUAGUCCUGAAGAAACAUUAAGGUGUUGCCAUGACUGCUUGUCUGCACUCUCAACUGCUGCUUCAGCUGGAAUCCGACAUGGAGACAUCCGACCAGAGAAUGUGAUUUGUGUGAGAUCGGGUGUGAGACGACCUUAUUUUGUUCUUAUCGGCUGGGGACAUGCGAUUCUUGAAGACAGGGACCGCCCUGCUUUGAAUCUUCACUUCUCAUCCACUCUUGCUCUACAGGAGGGGAAGCUCUGCUCGGCAUCAGAUGCUGAAAGCCUAGUUUAUAUGCUUUAUUAUGCCGCUGGUGGUGCUUUUCCCGACCUGGAUUCGGUCGAGGGGGCGCUAUUGUGGCGAGAAACCUCUUGGUCAAGGAGGUCAAUUCAGCAUAAGCUUGGUGACAUGUCAACAGUACUGAAAGCAUUCGCUGACUACGUCGAUAGUCUGUGUGGAACUCCGUAUCCAAUGGACUAUGACAUCUGGUUAAGAAGGUUGCGGAGAAAUAUCCACGAUGAUGAUCCGGGAAAGGAAAUCGAUACGUCAGGCUAGGUCGCUUUUAUUAGCUAUGGUGUAAAUUUCUACUCUAUUGCUGACAUCCAUCUCCUCCAACUGUGAUUAUGCAUUUUUGGUUGGAAGAAGACCAGAUGGUUCAGGUAAGUUAAUGGCUCGAUUACAUUCCUGAAGUUCGAACUUUCGACUCAAUGCUUGCUACUAGGAAGGAAUGUUUCAGUCAGCUUGUUAUCUUCGUUCGUCUUCGAGCUGGAGUUAAUCGACCCUGUAAAAGACAUUGAUCUAGAUGCACCUAACAAGAUUACACUGCUCGUUACCUCUGUUACGAUUGGUCGAUGUGGACAAGUGCAGCUACGAUCGUGGUCGACACUGAUUUAUAACUGUGUGACCAAGCUAAACACCAUGAUGUUUCCAUGUAAGUGCAUACGUAAAGAAGAUUUUAGUAUUGCGUUUGGUGUGAAGGGUAGAUUUGUAUAUGUGUUUUUGGUUGCCACUAGGAAGAAGAGUUUGGAUGUUUAUGAUGUUGAAGAGUAUUAACAUUCUGAAGGAAUUUGUAAUUUCUGAUAAUGGAUAGCCUUCUUUCUUA